UCCGUGAGCCACACACUCCUCGGAUUACGACUCCGCCAUCUCUAGAUGUUCGUCAAUUUACGUACUCCGUACUCCGUGUGAAUUCGCAUUAAGUUGGCGCGUUUUUAUUGCCACGACUCCGGCCAAAAAAAGAAAAGAAAAGAAGAAAAGUGUCUCAUCACGGGGCAAGUGAAAUGUACGCAUCGCAUCCACAUCCACAUCCGUAUUCGUAUCCGCUCGUCCCGGUUUCCAUCAUAACGUGACAACAAUUUUGAUUUGGUUGUGCACCAACUUUGACUAAUGAAUAAAAGUAGACAGUGCAAAAAGAAGAAUUUGUGUGAGCGGCAAAGACAAGACAGUCAAAGGAAAAGUACCAAGGAGGCGUAAUUCGUUGCCAGGAUGCUGCUGGCUCCAAUCAGCUGGCUCGGGUUCUUGUUGGCCUACUCCGGCCUGCCGGGCGCCCAGGCGCGGAUUGGCUACUUCUGGCACAUCAGUGACCUCCACCUGGACACACUCUACUCCACGCAUGGCGACAUAUACAGAAGCUGCUGGGAGUUAGCACGAUCGGUUUCCGGCUCCAAUGCCAAUAGUGCGGCAUCGGAGCCACCUGGUCCCUUUGGACACUACAACUGCGAUAGUCCGUGGAGUCUGAUUGAAUCGGCGGUGAAGACGAUGAAGGCCAAGCAGGGCGACAAUGUGGAGUUCGUCCUGUGGACAGGAGAUGCCCUGUCCCAUUCGGCUCAGCCGCUUUCCGAACAGAAGCAGCACGAAAUCCUGCGAAAUAUUACAGAGCUGCUGGGACGCAGCUUCUCCUCGCAGUUCAUAUUCCCGGUCUUGGGCCACGAGGACGGCAGUGGCAGCUAUCGCAGAUUGGGCGAACUGUGGCGUCACUGGCUUCCCUCCGAGGCCCUGGUGACCUUCGAUCAGGGCGGCUACUACUCCAUCGAACAGACCAAGAGUCGUCUGCGCAUUGUGGCUCUGAAUACGAAUUUCAUGCGACUUGAUCCCGAUCCGGAUCCAAGGGCAUCGCUUAGUUUACGAUGGCCAGCUGAAUAUUUCGCCGAGCCCAAGGCAUCCGUGAGCUCCAUUUCGGCAGAGGAUGAGCUGCUGGCGGAGCAACAGUGGCUCUGGCUAGAGGAGGUGCUCACCAAGUCCAAAGAGAAACAGGAAACGGUAUACAUCGUGGGUCACAUGCCACCAGGUGUUGAUGAACGUCACCUGGGCACCCAGCACAACCAGUUGACUUUCACGGAGCGCAAUAACCAGCGUUACCUGGACAUGGUGCGCCGCUUCGCGCCUGUCAUCCAGGGUCAGUUCUUCGGACACCUUCACUCGGACACAUUCCGUUUGAUCUACGAUGCCAAAGGCAAUCCCAUUUCGUGGCUGAUGAUUGCCCCAUCGAUUGUGCCGCGCAAGGCUGGCAUCGGCUCAUCGAAUAAUCCCGCCCUGCGGCUCUACAAGUUCGACACGGGCAGCGGCCAGGUGCUGGACUACACGCAGUUCUGGCUGGACCUGCCACUGGCCAACCGGGCCAACGAGCCCACCUGGCAGCCGGAGUACAACCUGACCCACUACUACGCCCUGCCGGAGAUCUCCGCCGGAGCACUGCACAAUUUCGCCGAGCGAUUCACGGGCACCGACCUCUCCUGGUUCACCAGAUACCACCGAGCCAACGCCGUGCGAUAUCAUUCCGGGUCGGCCUGCCCCGGACUCUGCAUGCUCAAUCAUUACUGCGCCAUCACGCGCCUGGACUACGAUGAGUUCCGGCUCUGCCUGGAGAAGGAGCAGCUGGCCCUGCAAGGACACGCCCCCGCCGCCCUAAUGCCCACAUCCUGGAGCUGGCUGCUCGGCGUGCUCGCCGUUUUUUAUGGCCUCCACGCGGGGCGAUGGUCAGGGGGAUGCAACAAUUGCCACAUCCAGCGAAUUUAAGCGUUCUCGCUUAAGCGGAACCAUAUCAAUAUGGGGCAAGACCCCCGGAUGCGCAGGCACUCAGAAAAAAAAAAAUGACGGCUUCUAGGCAAAUUAUGAGGGAAUCAAAAAUACCCUUAAGCUCAAUGGUAGGAUAAAACUACGAAGGUCCUUUUAAAAUGUGAUGUAUUUGUUCAUUGUUACGGGAUGUUUGAGUUUAGAAAACAGGGUAAUUGUUUUUGGAAAUUAUUUGAAAAGUUUGAUGUUGUACUAAUACAUUUAGUUUUAUUAUUACGAAGCUUGCCCUUUCUUUAGUUAUAUACUAAACAUCAAAAAGGAUUUUAAUGCCAAUUGCUACCUAUAAGGUCGUUUUCUUCUGAGUGCCACGAUGCGGAAAUAGAUAGUAAUGGAUAUACGUAGGAAUGGGUGAGCUAACAAUGGUCGAGCCAGAGAGGACGAGGACGAAGGAUAACGUGGCUGAGCAAUUCCUAUAUACAAGUAUAGCGCUAAUUUAUUCUCAAUUAUGCUGCAUAUGAGCCAGUAUGCGUGCCAUAUCGUUUGUGUGUGUGAUAUGAUUACAAAGAAUCGUCUCUGCAUGUGUAUUCGCGGAUAUAUAUGCCUCUAUGUAUAUGUGUAUUGUAUGGACUUGGAUAUAUAUGUAUGUAUCUGUAUAUGUUUAUCUGGAUGUACUU
Molecule: messenger RNA, 2579 nt
Organism: Drosophila mauritiana
Lineage: Eukaryota; Metazoa; Arthropoda; Insecta; Diptera; Drosophilidae
Product: acid sphingomyelinase-like phosphodiesterase 3b
Exons: 6
Coding region: 379-1908 (509 amino acids)
Molecular function (GO): hydrolase activity
Source: RefSeq, a predicted model, not a curated record